GCCUCCCCCUGGUUUCAGCCCGGAGCUUGGCCAGACAAUGGAGGCGCUGCUCGCCAGGAAGCCGCACGACAGGCCCUCCAAUCGGGACCUGCUGAGGGGUCCCCUGCUGCGCCCACACUUCCAGGGCUUCAUGGCGAGCCUGCGAGGCGAGUGGCGCACCUCUUCUGCAAGUCCCGCAGAAGGUUCUCCGACGCACGGGCUGGAGGAAGCGGCAGACGAGAUGCAGGUCGACGCCUGCCUUCGUCCUGAGGGAAGCCCCGAAGACUCGUUGCACUUGCCGAGCGUUGAG
Prorocentrum cordatum is the source of this 289-nucleotide messenger RNA. Lineage: Eukaryota; Dinophyceae; Prorocentrales; Prorocentraceae. The record is from the annotation of a GenBank genome assembly.